AUAUAAGAUCGUAGAUCUAAACUUGUUUUGGGCUUUUCGCGGAAAAAGUCAUAAGUAAUUAUGCAGAAAAUCAAUUGCAACCAGUCAAUGAUGCUAUCAAGUACCAUUCUUCAUACACAGAUGAUAUAUUCAAAAGUGUCAAAUUACUGGAUGGUAUCAGUUUGACUGGAUAACAUUGUGCAGAAGUGUUGAACCGGUCCAUCGCUAAAGAUAUACCCUCACCCCAUAGGAAUUCAUACAAAAGAUGGGGUCCCGCACAAAACUUGAAAUGGAGGACUGAUGACUAAUUUUAUAAUUCUGGCUUCUAAAAUAUUAAGAAGAACUCUGGCUUUUUCCAAGAAAUCGGCAACAAAUGCAGUACCAACGGUUUCACCAAACAGGAAAACUAAGCCCAAGAGCCACAUAAUGAAAAGACUCUUAGGCACUAGAUUCUUCACCCGUCUCCUGCUUCUAGUCUGUUCUCUAAGUUUGCUCAGCAUCCUUCUUCUCAGCAAGUGCGGCCUGGAGAGUUUGAAGUAUUCGAACACGGAGGAUUCGUCGAACGAAGAUCAGCAGUCGUCAGCCUCCGAACUAUCCGGUAUUCAAGCCGUUCUAUCCAACAAAGAGCUUUCUUCUAAAUUACCGCAGCAGGAAUCGUCCGCAGGAGUUCUUUCGGACAACAGCGCAUCCUUACAGCAGCUGCUACAACAAAGGGAGGAGGAAAGUAGGGUUGAAAUAGAAAGGCUCACAGCGGAGAUCAAAGCGUUAAAAUUGCAGCUGCUACAAUACACUAACAAUAAUUCAAAUCGAAACCAUCACUUCAACGGCAUCUCAUCGAACAGUAUAUCGGACGUCUCUCAGAGUCCUCUCAUAACAAACACCGAGUGUUCAAACUACAUCAAAAAACAAAUAAUGCAAGCGGAGAUCUUCCAUGGCACGCCACUGAACAACGAAUACGAACUGAUACCCUUCAAUCAUUUCACCUACAGCAGAGUUUAUCCUUCGGAUUUGGGAUUGGGCAAAAGGGUGGUAGAAAAACCGAUAGGAUACAAGCGUAAAGAUAUUUUAGAGGCUCUGAUGAAAGGGCUGGAAACUCUGAAUAAAAACAUUACUGAAAAAAUCAGGAGGUACACUCUGGACGAUUUUUUGGAGGGAUUGUACAGGAUCGAACCGACGACUGGAACACAGUUCGAACUAUAUUUUAAAACUAAGCUGGUGAAUAAGACAGUGGUGGAACACGGAAUUAAUUUAAACGGCUUUACCAAGAUCGUUGUAAUGAGACCUUUUGCACCAUUGCAGACUAUAUCAACUAAGUUCUUACCAGGACCCAAAGACAAAGAACUGAUACAUAUUAUAUUGCCACUAAGUGGUAGAACUGCAACUUUUCAAAAUUUUAUGGACAAAUUUGUAAAAAUUGGACUAAAGAAUGACAGGAGAGUUCAUUUGACUGUGGUAUAUUUUGGCGAGGAAGGAUUGUCUGAAGCUAGAAGUAUAAUGUCUAGAGUUCUGAUGACAAAAAAUUCAGGAGGAAAUGCCAAUAAUUUAAGGCUACUAGCGUUAAAUGAAACAUUUUCAAGAGGAAAAGGUCUACGUGUAGGUGCGGAGAGAGCGCUAGAUUAUAGUACGGUUCGUACGACGCAAAAUGCUCAGAAAAUAAUUCCAAUAUCGAAUCAGAACCAAAAAAGUUCAAAAAAAGACGUACUGCUCUUUAUGUGUGACGUCGACAUAGUAUUUAGUGCGCGAUUUCUAGAUAGGUGUCGAUGGAACACUAAACCUGGUAAAAAGGUUUAUUAUCCUGUAGUGUUUAGUUUGUAUAAUCCGCACGUUGUAUAUACUUUGCAAGGCAAAGAGGUGCCACCCGAAAACGAGCAGUUAGUGAUAUCACGUGAUACGGGAUUCUGGAGAGACUUUGGAUACGGAAUGACGUGUCAAUAUAGAUCCGACUUUCUGAAGGUGAAAGGGUUUGAUGAAGAUAUAGUUGGAUGGGGAGGGGAAGACGUGAUGUUGUACAGAAAAUACGUCACCAGUAACGUCAAAGUUAUACGAGCAACCGAUCCUGGCAUUUUCCACAUAUGGCAUCCAAAGGUUUGCUCGGGAGGACCUGGCGGACAGAAAUUGUCAGCUGACCAAUAUCGAGCAUGCAUUAGGUCACGUGCUCUCAACGAAGCAUCACACGCGCAGUUGGGUUUCCUAGCCUUCAAGGACGACAUCGCAGCCAAUAGCAGUCCUUCAAAAUAUCCAGUUCAUCCGCUUAAACCUAUGAAAAGUUCUGCUUUUAGAAGUAAGGCUUUUAAUAAAUCGAACGGUAAGUGAUGAGAGAUCUGUAAUGAACGUGAAUUAAUACAGGGUGUAACAAAAUUACAUACACAAAUAAAACUAACCGAAUGAUUAGUAUAUUAAUAACAAAUUUAGGGAAGU
Sitophilus oryzae (rice weevil) is the source of this 2397-nucleotide messenger RNA. It is a transcript of the gene Csgalnact, whose product is annotated as chondroitin sulfate N-acetylgalactosaminyltransferase 2. The transcript is spliced from 12 exons. Bases 280 to 2292 code for a protein of 670 amino acids. NCBI's taxonomy places the organism in Eukaryota, Metazoa, Arthropoda, Insecta, Coleoptera, Curculionidae. Gene Ontology annotation, cellular component: Golgi cisterna membrane. Gene Ontology annotation, molecular function: glucuronosyl-N-acetylgalactosaminyl-proteoglycan 4-beta-N-acetylgalactosaminyltransferase activity. The record is from RefSeq and is a predicted model, not a curated record.